This is a messenger RNA of Haemonchus placei, 1068 nucleotides long. The record is from the annotation of a GenBank genome assembly. NCBI's taxonomy places the organism in Eukaryota, Metazoa, Nematoda, Chromadorea, Rhabditida, Trichostrongylidae.
AUGGUUAAUUUCUCUCAUGUGUGCUUGACGGAAUCACAACAGAUGAUGAAUGGCACUCCUUUGGAGUACAACCUACAGAGAUAUGUGUUUCCAGCGAUUGCCGUAUUCGGUAUACUGGGAAAUGUACUCAAUUUAACGGUGCUGCUUAAUCGAAGUAUGCGAAGCCGGGCAAACACUUUUCUGGCGACACUGGCCUUUGCUGAUAUUAUUUUCCUAUCGUUACUGUUCCCAAACAUUCUCGCCAACUAUUCGUUCUUCACUUUCAAUUACUACUUUCGCUACUUCUACUUCCAUACUAAAGUACAUCUGAUCUCAAUGGCAAAUUGGUGUUCUGCUGUGGCAAUAUGGUGUGUAAUAGCCGUUUGUGGUGAUCGACUUGUCGGAAUUCGUAAUCCACUAUAUGCUAGGGCCGCCUGGUCAUGGUGGAAACUACCAGCUGUGAUAGUUUGUAUUGUUGCUGUAGCUGGUGCUCUAACCUUCUACCAACAUUUCGAGUACUUCUGCUUGGUACGGUCGUACUGUAAUGAGACUCAGCUCUACUCCAGAUGUUUGCCAGUCUACAGCGAAACAUGGUUUGGCAACAGAGAAAACCCAUUUUCGAUGACAUUUCGCCAAGUUAUUUCAUUUUGUGUUCUGAUCUAUGCUCUGGCAAUGAUUAUCCUACCGAUUGUGUUGCUCACAAUAUUGAAUAUGAUGCUGCUUUGCGCUUUACGACAAAGGCAGAAAAACCUGUCGGUAUCAGCAGAUAUCUGUGAAAGGCGAAACAACGAGGGCCAACUGCAUAAAACAGAAAAUCGUGUGACAUUAACGGUGACGUUUAUCGUCACGAUGUUCACAUUAACCAAUGGGCCAUCGGCUUUCAUGCAUCUAAUUCGUACUGCCUACAAUUUGAGGCAACAGGAACUCUACGAUCUGACUAUGAUUUGCAGCACACUUGUUAUAUGUGGCAAAGCGUCGAAUUUCAUUCUGUUCUGCUUAGGAUCACGUCAUUUCCGUUUGAGGUUGAUAAGCCUCACUCAACGAAAAGUUCAUAGGAAAAUUGGUGAGUUCUACCAUAUUCUCCCAUGA